Messenger RNA from Setaria italica (foxtail millet), 519 nucleotides. RefSeq lists its product as uncharacterized. The transcript is spliced from 2 exons. The record is from RefSeq and is a predicted model, not a curated record. The coding region runs from base 1 to 519 and encodes 172 amino acids. Gene Ontology annotation, molecular function: DNA binding. NCBI's taxonomy places the organism in Eukaryota, Viridiplantae, Streptophyta, Magnoliopsida, Poales, Poaceae.
AUGGUGAAAUCACUCAUCGCCAGGUACAACUCCGAUAGCAGUUACACCAAUGAUAUGAACAAGAAGCAUAAUGACAUUGUCAAUGAGGUCCAUGCAACCUUACCCUUGAAGGAGAAGCAUCAAAUAAUCCACUUGUAUGUUGAUCUCAUGAUGGAGAUGAUGCAAAGUGGCAUCAGUGAUGGCUCCUACCACUCUGCGAUGACGAGCAGGGACCUUUCCAACAACAACUUUGAAAUCCCAGUGGAGGAUCCAACCAUUGACAACAUGGACAUGUUGCUUGGUUAUCCAACAAUGGAGAUCAUGGCCACGAGGGUGGCACAGGAGGUGCCACGUAGGCAACCCACCUCUCGGAUGGAGAAGAAGCACAUUGGGUUUUGGACCAAGCCAGAGCAUAGGUUGUUCCUCCGCGGUUUGCAUGUGUAUGGCCAUGGUAACUGGAAGAACAUCUCUAAGUACUUUGUCAAGACCAGGACACCGAUGCAAGUCUCCAGCCAUUCCCAGAAGUACUUCCAGAGGUAG